AACCUCCAUGAUUUUUCAUAUAACAAUUACAUAACCUUUUUUUGUCAAAAGCUUUUAAAAGUUUUAAUAAAAAAUUUAUUUGUAAAUAAUGGCAGUAAGAUUAGGUGGUCGAUUGAAAGAAUUACGAAUUCAUUUAUGCCAAGUUGGAAAACAAAGUGAAGGUGUUAGGAAUUUUGUAAAAGAUUUGUAUCCUCAACUAAAAGAAAGUAAUCCGAAGUUUCCAAUAUUAAUCCGUGAAUGUUCUGGUAUUAAACCAAAAUUAUGGGCUCGUUAUGAAAAAGGACAAGAAACCUGUGUAAAAUUAGAUGACUGCAAUGCUGCGGAUGUUAUGAAGAAAAUCGAGCAAAUUGCAAAAAAUUAAAAUACCUCCUAAAUUAAAAAUAAUG
Messenger RNA from Chrysoperla carnea, 386 nucleotides. It is a transcript of the gene ND-B8, whose product is annotated as NADH dehydrogenase [ubiquinone] 1 alpha subcomplex subunit 2. Bases 89 to 361 code for a protein of 90 amino acids. The record is from RefSeq and is a predicted model, not a curated record. The transcript has 3 exons. NCBI's taxonomy places the organism in Eukaryota, Metazoa, Arthropoda, Insecta, Neuroptera, Chrysopidae.